AUGCUCCUUUGCUGUUGUUGGCCGUUGGGAAAGUGUGCAAAGGUGUUGGCAUGUUUCGACUUCAUGAUCGUCGCCUUCUUCUUCUACAAAUCUUUCAUUCUUCUCAUGGAGACUUCUAAUGAUUUGCACUGGACCACUAUCGUCUCUUUCUUGUUCUUCUUGGGAUUCUUGGUGUGCCAAGCGCUUGGAUUCUUCUUUAUUGUGCUCGCCGCAAGGAAGAAGUGCGCACGUUACUGUUUGCCAAGACUCGUCCUAAUCGCCGGUCUUACUGUAUGCUCGCUGAUCGUGCUGAUCUUCAUGAUCACCUACUUCGCAGGCUCCGCCCAAUCGGUGAACAAUUUCUUGUUCCGUGUCUAUGAGUACUUUUUCGGCGUCCCCCUGACGGAUGCUGACAAAGUGGAGUUGAAGCACGAGUUGAGAUAUUACGGAGCCGCGUUCUUCGUCUUGGCCGCCUUGUUUUUCAUUUACAACGUAUUCGCUCUAUGGCUCACCAUCAAAUUCAAGCAAUCACUCAACGAGUUCGAGCCCGUCCCCACCGAGCCAACAGCCCCACAACUUGCUCACAACCCGGCGUACGCCGAGCCACCACUCAAAUCCUACCCGAAUAUGGCGUAA
Molecule: messenger RNA, 615 nt
Organism: Caenorhabditis remanei
Lineage: Eukaryota; Metazoa; Nematoda; Chromadorea; Rhabditida; Rhabditidae
Exons: 5
Coding region: 1-615 (204 amino acids)
Source: RefSeq, a predicted model, not a curated record